Oldenlandia corymbosa var. corymbosa is the source of this 1013-nucleotide messenger RNA. The record is from the annotation of a GenBank genome assembly. Lineage: Eukaryota; Viridiplantae; Streptophyta; Magnoliopsida; Gentianales; Rubiaceae.
UUCUAAUUAAAGCACACAAACCCUCUAGAUCUAAGUAGAACUAGCUAUAGCCAUGGCAAGCUCGUCGUCUCUACUGUCCGCAGCAUGCAAAAGGUUAGAAGGAAAGGUGGCUUUGAUCACCGGAGCCGCGAGUGGGAUAGGUGAAUGCACGGCGAAGCUGUUCUCCAAACACGGGGCUAAGGUUGUCAUUGCAGACAUCCAAGACAACCUCGGACACCCAUUAACCAAAACCUUAGGGGAAAACAACAGCACCUACGUUCACUGUGACGUAACCAACGAAGAUCAAGUCAAAAAUGCCGUUGACAAAACCAUCGCAACCUACGGGAAACUGGACAUCAUGAUGAACAACGCGGCUUUUAUCGAUCGAAAGAACACCCGGAUCUGGGACAACGAAACCUCGGACUUUGAGAGAGUACUCAAAGUUAACGUCACGGGUGUUUUCCUCGGAAUGAAGCACGCGGCCCGGGUGAUGGUUCCCGCGCGUAGCGGUUGCAUCAUUUCCACCGCCAGCAUGACCUCCGGGAUGGGCGGCGCCGCCACCCAUGCUUAUACUUGUUCCAAGCAUGCUGUUUUAGGGCUGACGAGGAAUCUGGCGGUUGAGCUUGGGAGAUAUGGGAUCAGAGUCAACUGCCUGUCCCCAAAUAUCAUGCAAACUCCUCUGGCCAGGAAGUUUAUGGGGAGUGAGGGAGCUGAUUUUGAGAAAUCCUUAAGUUUGCAUUGGCAGUCAAACCUUCAAGGCGUCAGUCUCGGGGUUGAUGAUGUCGCCAACGCGGCUCUUUACCUAGCAAGCGAUGACGCCAAGUGUGUGAGUGGGCACAAUUUAUUUAUUGAUGGCGGACAAAGCAUUUGUAACUCCGGCAGCAAUAUGUUCGCCGAAUCUGAGCCCGCCCAGCCUCAUUAUAUAUGAAUCCGAAUUGAGAGUAAUAUGUAUUCCAUCAGCAACUUUUGGAAAGUGUGAUCUCAAUUAUGCUCUGGAAUGUUGUUGGAAUUUGAAAUAAAUUAUUGUUUUACGA